This is a messenger RNA of Puccinia triticina, 456 nucleotides long. RefSeq lists its product as uncharacterized. Bases 1 to 456 code for a protein of 151 amino acids. The transcript has 2 exons. The record is from RefSeq and is a predicted model, not a curated record. NCBI's taxonomy places the organism in Eukaryota, Fungi, Basidiomycota, Pucciniomycetes, Pucciniales, Pucciniaceae.
AUGGUGCGUUCGGGUGACUAUCAUGGAUCAUUCGAUCGCACCCCGCCAAACUCUUUUACAAAUUAUGCUCAUGGACCGGUCUCUGAACUGAUUACGCUGUUCGACAAACAUCAAAAAGAUCAACCGGAUGUAGAAGAAGAUUACAAAAUUUGGAAGCUGCUUAAGAAAUUGACGAACGGACUUGCUUUCAUGAAGGGAAUAAACGAUGACGAACUAGCUAGGAUUGCGACUGUUGCCCAAGCACUUGCCCAUGUUGCUACACCCUACAAAAAGGACGAACAGCUAACAGCCUUCGAAAGGAAUACCCGGGGUUAUGUCCUAGCCUUGUUUGAUAGGAUGUACUCUGCGAAAAAAAAGAAGUGCGCCGAUAAAAUCUUGUGGGCUGUAGCAAAAAUGUGCGCUCUCAAUUUAGACCGACUCCCUCGCAAGACGAGCAGAAGGGAUCGUACUCUAUAA